AUGGCUGCAUUCAAACAACCACGUCUUAAAGAAGUUAAGCUACAUGAGUAUGGUCUACAUCUUUUAAGAUACCAUGAUAAUAGAUUUCGUCAACACCCAAGGUUUAGGUACUUCAUAUUGAAUAUACUAAUGCGCCAUAGAAGUCAAGCCACCGCAUCUGUAUUUGUCCACAAACAACUUGAUGAUUCAAUGCCUAUAACAAUUUUUGACCUUCGACAAAGAUUAAAGGACUUGCCUGAUGACAAACUAGCAGAUCAACUAAUGCGCUUUAGCUCGUCAAUUCAUGGAACUAAACCAUUUUGGAAUCAACGCAAAAGAGAACUUAUAGACAUGGUCAUCCAAAUUGGUUGUCCAACGCUAUUUUUCACACUCAGUGCUGCUGAUACAAAAUGGCCAGACUUGCAUAAUAUCAUGCCAACCACCACACCUACAAAUCCAUAUGCAACUGCUAGGUGGAGAUUACAAAAUAUAGUUCAAAAUCCACAACUUACUGCAAUGUACAUGCAUCACAGAUUUACUGCAUUUCGUGAAGAAGUGUUGGAAAAAAUUCUUGGCGCAAAUGACUAUUGGUAUAGGUAUGAAUGGCAACAUAGAGGCUCUGCACACAUCCAUGGUUUCAUUUGGCUACCAAAAGCACCUGACAUUGGCAAAUUACAAUGGAAUGACAUUCAGUCAGUACAAAAUGCACUUGCAUACAUUGAUAAAUAUGUCUCCGUGUGGAACCCACGAAGUCAUGCAUUAAGAAAUCAAAUGUUCCACCGAUCCAUUGUUGACGACCCUUGCUUGAUAGACACAAGCAUGAUAGUAUCAAGUGAUCCUUUCAUUGACUAUUGUGAUUUGGCCAACCGUGUUCAAAGACAUACAAAAUGUACUAUCCAAACAUGCCUUCGCAGGAAGGGGACAUCUCUUCAAUGCUGUUAUAAAGCCCCUUGGAACAUUACAGAGAAGUCGUCUCUUUCUAAUGAUGAUAAUGGCCAACCUAAGCACACCCUUGCUCGCAAUGAUGACUGCCUAAAUCUUCACAACCCAUUUAUACUCUCAAUAUGGAGGGCCAAUGUAGAUUGCCAACCUGUUCUCUCAAUUGAUGCUAUGAUCAAAUAUAUUGCAAAAUAUGCUGCUAAAGCUGAAAACAAAUCAAAAACAUACCAUGCAAUGUUAUCUCGAAUAUCAACCAACUUUGAGUCUGAUAAACCAGCUCCUAAUGCUUUUCGCAAAAUGCUUCUUGACAACCUUGUGGAUCGUGAUAUAGGUGCCCAAGAAAGUUUCCACCUUCUGCUAAAGCUACCACUCUCUCUUUGUAGUCGAACAUUUUUUUUUUUAAAUGUGAACCAAAAAAAUUUCCAACGUGUACCAAUCACAUCCACAGAAAGAACCACAUAUCCAAACUAUAUUGCAUCUUACAUGGCAAGACCAAUACAUUUAGAGAGAAUGUCUCUUAUCAAAGUAACUCAAAAAUGGUCCUUCAACGCAUCAAGAAAGCAUGCUCAAUGGAAAGAGCGAGCCACACCAAUCAUAGUUCGAGUGUCUCCACGAUUCACAACCAUCCCUACAAAGGAAGAAAAAUGUUUUCAAGCAUUUUGUUGGACUGAACUUUUAUUGUACCACCCAUUCCGCAACAUUCAAAUGGAUUUCGGCUCAACAGAUGAUGAAAUUCAAGCACUGUGGGAAAGGUUCCCGCACAAGUAUAAGCCAUGGCAUGUACGUCGAACAUCUAUAGAAGCUAAUGAAAGAUCUAAUCCUACCACUCCUUCAAGCGACAUAGAACAAAUGCCAAAAAACAUCCGUAAUGAAUGGCAAAUACUGUCAGCUUCAUACCCAGGACUUCCUCUUCACCUAGAUGAACUUGAUAUGCUUGGCCAACGUGAUAUUGACUUGAAGAAUGACUGGGGAGUACAUCACUUCAGUCCACAAGAAAAAGAAAUAGCUACAAAUUUCAUACACUCCAAUCGCCGAACAUUUCAGCCCCAUCAUGUUCUCCAACGACAAAGCAAAAAUAACCUAUGUAUACAACAACAAAAGGCAUAUGAUAUAGUUAUUUCACAUCUACAUGCUAAUAGUUUGCAAGCACCAUUGAAAAUGAUUGUUCAAGGAACUGCAGGCACAGGAAAGUCACACCUCAUAACAAGCAUAAAAUCAGCACUCAAAAGAUCAGCACCAAAUGGCCAAUCACCAUUAUUGCUCCUUGCACCAACUAGAGUUGCGGCAUUCAAUAUACAAGCAUCAACAAUUCAUUCAUCACUAAGAAUUCCAAUCAAAGAAAUGCACCCUCUACAAGGACAAACAUUGGCAAGCUUCCAAGAAAGCAUGUACUUCAUUCGCUACAUUAUAAUUGAUGAAAUGAACUUCAUUGGACCAAGGUUGAUACAACGCAUUGAUAUAAGGUUAUGUGAGGCAUUCCCUGCCCAUAACCAGCUCCCAUUUGGAGGACGCUCAAUCAUUCUCUUUGGUGACUUGGGCCAACUACCACCUGUCAAAGACAUUCCUAUGUAUGCUUCAACUUCAUAUGGAGGGACACUAUGGCGUAGCUUCAUAACAAUUAUAACAUUGAAAAAAAUAUUUCGUCAAAUUGGAGAUCAACCUGCACAAAUUGCCUUUCGUGCACUUCUCUCCAAUUUACGAAAUGUAGAACCCACUAUUGCAGAUUGGCAACUUUUAUUGUCUUGA
Cryptomeria japonica (Japanese cedar) is the source of this 2664-nucleotide messenger RNA. RefSeq lists its product as uncharacterized. Gene Ontology annotation, biological process: DNA repair; telomere maintenance. Gene Ontology annotation, molecular function: DNA helicase activity. The record is from RefSeq and is a predicted model, not a curated record. The coding region runs from base 1 to 2664 and encodes 887 amino acids. The transcript has 2 exons. Lineage: Eukaryota; Viridiplantae; Streptophyta; Pinopsida; Cupressales; Cupressaceae.